Ipomoea nil (Japanese morning glory) is the source of this 2895-nucleotide messenger RNA. RefSeq lists its product as uncharacterized. The record is from RefSeq and is a predicted model, not a curated record. Gene Ontology annotation, molecular function: nucleic acid binding; RNA-DNA hybrid ribonuclease activity. NCBI's taxonomy places the organism in Eukaryota, Viridiplantae, Streptophyta, Magnoliopsida, Solanales, Convolvulaceae. Bases 1 to 2895 code for a protein of 964 amino acids. Gene Ontology annotation, biological process: DNA integration. The transcript has a single exon.
AUGGCUGGCCAAUGUGGUCCUCGCCCCCAAACCUCCCACCUGGAGGAUGUGCGUAGACUACACCGACCUCAACAAAGCCUGCCCAUGGACCCCUUUCCGUUACCAAAUAUCGAUCAGCUGGUGGAUGAAACGGCCGGCUGCGCCCUCAUGAGUUUCCUGGACGCCUUCUGGGGGUACUACCAGAUCUCCAUGCACGAGGACAACGAGGAGAAGACGGCUUUCACAACCCCGGAAGGGGUCUUCUGCUAUAGAGUCAUGGCCUUUGGGCUCAAAAACUCCGGGGCCACCUACACCAGGAUGGUCGCCAAGGUCUUCAAGCAGGUCCUCGCCCGCAACAUGGAGGCCUAUGUGGACGACAUGAUAGUCAAAAGUGCAGAGGCCGAUACCCACGUCAACGACCUAGACGAGGUAUUCUCCAUUAUGCAGCGUUAUGAUUUAAGGUUGAAUCCCAAGAAAUGCACUUUCGGGGUGCACGGGGGUAAGUUCCUGGGCUAUAUGGUCUCCAAGAUGGGCAUUGAGCCCAACCCCGACAAGGUGAGGGCCAUCCUGGAAAUGGAGCCUCCGCGGUCCCUCCGGCAGGUCCAACGCCUGAACGGUAGGCUAGCGGCCCUCAGCCGGUUCCUCUCGAGGUCGGCCAAGAAGUCCUUGCCCUUCUUCACGGUCCUCAAGAAGAGUUCGGGGUUCGAGUGGUCCCCCGAGUGCCAGAAGACCUUCGACGACCUCAAGGCCUACAUGAUGUCGUUACCCCUGCUCGCCAAACUCGUGAGAGGGGAGACCUUGUACCUGUACUUGGGUAUAUCACAAGCCGCAAUCAGCUCCGUGCUGGUCCGGGAUGACGAGGGUGUGCAACGCCCCGUCUACUAUACGAGUCGUGCCCUCCGGGGAGCCGAGCUCAGGUACUCUCCCACCGAGAAAGCCAUAUUCGCAGUUGACGUAACCGCAAAGAAACUCAAUCACUAUUUUCAGGCGCACCCCAUUCAUGUCUUAACAAACCAGCCCCUGGAGUCGGUGUUAAGGGCCUCGGGGUCGGCCAGCAGGUUGGUAAGGUGGUCUAUGCGCUUAAGCCAGUACAACAUCCAGUUCAAGCCAAGACCUGCUAUAAAAGGACAAGCACUUGCAGAUUUCAUAGUCGAGUGCACCGCCCGGGAGGCCAUCGAGCAGGCCCGAAGCGAGGAAGAGGAGUGGUGGACCCUAUCAACCGACGGGUCCUCGAGUGUCAAGGGGUGCGGGGGUGGGGUCGUCCUCGUAACCCCCGAGGGUUUCAGGGCCUACUACACGCUCCGUUUCCACUUCAAAUUGUCAAACAACGAGGCCGAGUACGAGGCCCUUCUCGGGGGUCUCCGGCUCGCGCUGAGUAUGAGGGCCGAGAAGCUGAAGAUAAGAUGUGAUUCCAGGCUCGUGGUAGGGCAAGUUACGGGGGAGUUUGAGGCCAACGAGGACAGGAUGAGGAGGUACCGUGACGUAGUGUUACAACUCUUGGUACAACUAGUCCACCACGAAGUCCUGCAAGUGCCAAGGGAACAGAACACGGACGCGGACAUACUCUCCAAACUCGGACAAGGGACCCCCGAACAUGUCUCCAAGAUCGCCCGGGUGGAGGACCUCGCGAGGUCUAGCCUCGAGGCCUACCCCGUCCUUCCCGCGCAGGUUUGUCCCGCCUGCUGGCUGGACCACCUCAAAGUGUACAAAGAGUCGCGCGCCCUGUCCCCCGAUGAAGCAGAAACCAAGCUCGUUCAACGGAGGGCCCCAACCUACCUACUCAUCGGGGACACACUCUACAAGCGAUCCUACAACGGCACCUUGUUGCGCUGCCUGUGCCCCGAGGAAGCAAGGGCAGUCAUGGAGGAAAUCCACGAGGGUACCUGCUCCGCCCACCAGGGGGCCUACACCAUGACCCGGAGGGCCAUCUUACAGGGCUACUUUUGGCCCCGGAUGGCCAAGGAGUGCGCGGACUAUGCAAGGAGCUGCCCAACCUGUCAACAAUUCCAGGUUGGCCCAGGUCGCCUAGCCACUAACUACACCCCGAUCAGUUCAGUCAUCCCGUUCUCCCGGUGGGGGGUCGACCUGGUCGGGGCCCUCCCGAUGGGAUCGGGCAAGAGGAAGUACCUGAUAGUAGCAGUGGACUACUUCACUAAGUGGGUAGAAGCCGAACCCCUAGCCAGCAUCACAAGUGCCCGGUGCAAACAGUUCAUCUACAAGAACAUCCUGUGUCGCUUUGGGGUCCCAAUGCAUAUCAUCACGGACAACGGGCGCCAGUUCGAGAGAAAGGAGUUCAGUGAGUUUUGUGCCCAAUGGCACAUAACGCAUACCCGUGUAGCCGUCUCCUAUCCCCAGGCCAACGACCAAGUCGAAAAUGUCAACCGCACUAUUGUGGAUGGGCUCCAGAAGAAUCUAGAAUCAGCCAAGGGCGCAUGGGUGGAGGAGUUGGAUGUCGUCCUCUGGACCUACCGCACCACCCCGAGGAGGGCCACCGAGGAGACUCCAUUCUCAUUAUCUUACGGCUUUGAAGCCCGGGCCCCCGUAGAGGUCGCCAUACCCCCCUAUCGGGCCCAGGUGUACGACCCCGACAUGAACGAGGACAACCACAAGAUCGAGCUCCACCUUAUCGACGAGAAGAGGGAGACUGCGGCCACCCGCGCCGAAAACUACCAGCGCCAGGCCAAAGCCUACCAUGACAAGCGAGUCCGACCCCGUUAUUUCCAGGCCGGCGACUACGUUCUGAGGAGGCGCGAAGCAAGUCAGCCCCUCGAGGGAGGCAAGUUCGCUAAGAGAUGGGAGGGCCCGUACAUAGUCACAGCCGUGGUCCGUCCCGGCAGCUAUAAACUCAAAACUCCGAAAGUCAAGACGAUAGAUAGGGUGUGGAACUCUGAGCACCUGCUCAAGUACUUUCAGUGA